AUGUCUCUUUCUUUACCGCAAAAGACUGGUCUAAUUCAAAGUGAUAUCUCCCCCAGAAAUCUACUUGUGAAUGAAGACAAGGCUAACCCUUCCUUCCGGGCAUUCCUGAUUGACCUUGACCUUGCAAUAAGGGUAAAUCGGGAUGGCUUCUCCGGGGCCCGUGUAAAAACAGGCACAAGGCCAUUCAUGGCGAUCGGCGCGUUGUUUGGUGAAAGGCAUUCCUUCAUGCACGACCUUGAAUCUUUUUUCUGGGUGCUCUUCUGGAUAUGCAUUCAUUAUGAAGGCCCUGGGAGGGCAAGAACCGUCAAGCGCUUUGAGAAAUGGAACUACAUGGAUACAGAUGAUCUAGCUGAUACAAAAAAAGGGGUGAUAACUAUUGAAAGAGAUUUUCUCAGGACUACGGAGGAUAAUUUUACUACCUUUUAUCAGCCUUUGACCCGUAGUGUCAACAGGUUACGCCGGCUUGUUUUCCCUGAUGGUGAUCGGUGGCAGGAGUUGAAUCCCGGUCUACCAAUGGCCAUGAUCAAAGAGCUGCAACAGGGAUUCUGCAUCGCCAAGUCCGUGCGAACUCGGGUCUUUCAACACGAGGGCAUGUCGAGAUUGAGAGCAUUGUACAUGUACAUACAUGAGGCCAUCUCAUCACCAUUUACUGGCGAGGUAGUAGUUGUCACUGGCGCCGCUGAAGGUCUGGGACAGGAGGCCGUCGUUGCUUUUGUUGCCGCGGGCGCUGAGCGCAUUGCCAUAGUGGACAGUUCCAGUAUUUCGGAUACUCAUGCAAGGGCCUCACAAGUUGCCAGAGAGGCUCGAAGGCCAGGACUGGAAAUACUAUCCGUGCAGUUUGAAGUUGGAAAUGCUGCAAGCGUCGAUGCUGGAGUUACUGCGAUUCAUUCGAGAUGGGGGCAUGCGGAUAUUCUCAUCAAUACGCCGUGCCGGGCUUCCUCGCUUGACCGGCAGCGACAACCUUUGGGCGCGGGCGACAUUGACAACUGGUGGAAGUCAUGGGAGGUCAGUGUCAAAGAUGCAUUUGUGGUUGCUCAUGCAUUGCUGCCGCUCCUAUUGAAAGGGGGGACAUGGGAUCCCUGCAAGGCUUAUUCCCACCUCCUGGGGCCACCGGCGAAGAACCUGCUCCCCAUGGCUCCAGCUGCUGGAUACAUACUCAUGCGGAGAACAGUCGUGGCUGCUUCCAGCCAACAUGUCAACCAGCUCAUAAUCCCCGUGCAAUGGUUGCCAUUCCUGUAUGGCACGGCCCCGCGCCGAUAUGGCCGAGACAGAUCCCAGCAAACGCUACGGACUAAGAUGGUGAUGCUUCGAUUGACCGCUGAGCAAUACCGAAAAUUGCCAAUUCUUGUCGACGAAAAGACAUGCAUCGGCAAGACCUAUAUAAUCACUGGCGGCAACUCUGGACUGGGACUUGAGACCGCGCGACAUCUCGUCUCAGCAUCAGCCGAACGGGUCGUGCUACCAGUGAGAAAUCUCAAGGCUGGAGAAGCCGCGAAAAAUGACAUUGAGAAGACGACCGGGCGCAAGGGAGCUGUCCGGGUACGACACAUAGACAUGUCAACAUACGCGUCUGUCCAGAGCUUCGUCAAGAAGAUAACAGAAGAACUGGACAGAAUUGACGGAUUUUCUGAGGGCAUGGAAACAGGCAUGUUUGUCAAUGUUGUCAACACGGUGUUCCUCGGCGCCCUGAUGAUGCCGAAACUCAAAGACUCUGCCAUCAAGUUCAAUAUUAAGCCCACUCUCGUUUUCAUCGUCAGUGUUCUUGGAUAUACUGCCAAAGGUGAGAUGGACAAGAGCCGCAAUGGUGUUAUAUUCGAAGGGCUCAACGAUCAGAAGCGCGCCAACAUGGACUCGAGAUGA
This is a messenger RNA of Histoplasma mississippiense, 1860 nucleotides long. RefSeq lists its product with no specific name. The transcript is spliced from 8 exons. Gene Ontology annotation, biological process: protein phosphorylation. Lineage: Eukaryota; Fungi; Ascomycota; Eurotiomycetes; Onygenales; Ajellomycetaceae. Gene Ontology annotation, molecular function: protein kinase activity; ATP binding. Bases 1 to 1860 code for a protein of 619 amino acids. The record is from RefSeq and is a predicted model, not a curated record.